Molecule: messenger RNA, 2551 nt
Organism: Vespula vulgaris
Lineage: Eukaryota; Metazoa; Arthropoda; Insecta; Hymenoptera; Vespidae
Gene: sro
Product: estradiol 17-beta-dehydrogenase 2
Exons: 6
Coding region: 988-2145 (385 amino acids)
Molecular function (GO): oxidoreductase activity
Source: RefSeq, a predicted model, not a curated record
GUAAAAUCUUAUUCAAAUACAUCAUGGAAAAUUCUUUGUAAGAGAUCUCGACUAUUUACAUAAAUGAAUUAUACAUAAUGGCAGGGAUGCUUGUAAAUCGUAGCUAUUGUGUGAAGUUACAUCGGAGUAUCAGUCACAAUAUCGAUUUAUUCGUCUCCGAGUCCGAUCCUUGAUCUUAAAAAUUUAUUUUGAUCGAGUGAAACAAAAAAAAAAGGAAAAAAAAAGAAAGAGAGAGAGAGAUUCAUUUUUAACUCGAGAAACGUAUAGUACAUGAUUUAUAUAGGAUUUCCUAAUACGAACGAACGGAAGUCGAAGGGGAAGGUAAUUUGAAUUCAAAAAUAGCGCGUCACAGCCAUGUUGCAUCAUGGCGGACUUGUCUGUCCGUUCGCCAUAGCCCUCGUAUGUAUAUAUUUUGAAAAAAGAAUGUCAGAAGAACGUAAGUAGAGUGGGGAUAACCGAUUCUACUUUCUUUUCAUCUUUCAUUAUGUUCUUAUAGAAUUCGGACGAGGCAGAAACAAGUUUCAUGCAUCGUUCGUUAUUAUUUGGAGAUCUCAGAAAAAUCUUUCGCGCAUGCGUGAAUGAUCGAUCGAUACGUGCUCGCCUCGUUAAAAGGUACGACGAUGUUUUCAUUUAUUAUGAAAACACAGGGAAUCUCUAUUUUCUUCGAUCUAUAUACUAUACGACCUUCCAUAGUUUAUUAAGACUUUCUAGAGUAUAUAUUCUCAUUCGAGGUACAACCUGCUUCAAGUUUGUUUUAUUUUUCGAACUGGCACAAUUUUUCCAUCUUUGACCUCGUAUUACUCUUUCGUUAAUCUGUCAGCUGAUUUUUACGAUAAGGAUUACGGUGGAAAGAUAAACUAACGUAAAGAAACGAAAAAAAAAAGAAAAGAAAAAGAAGGGAAAGAAAGAGGAGUAGAGGAGAUCGAACGGAAAGAAAAUUUCCGGAAGUUGUUAUUUAGUGCCACGUAAACACGCGCCAAAUUGAAAAUGGCUUUGUCAGCUUGGGCCAGGAAACAUUCGACGAUAUUGACCGUCGGUGUCAGCAGUGCGGCUGGGCUAUUGUAUUCCUGUUACACCACGAAUAAACGGUUGGCUACCUUGAUUUCAUUGUGUUCCUUUGGUAGCGCAUGUUUACACAAACGUUACGGUUCUCGGCAUAUGCUCGAUACGAAUCAGGUUGUAAUAAUUACAGGCUGUGAUUCGGGACUCGGUUAUAGUUUAGCAUUGCAUUGUCAAUUUCUUGGUGCCACCGUGAUAGCCAGCGUUUUAGACAAUACUGGUCAGGGUGCAGAAUUAUUAAAGGAAAAAGGAAUCAUUGUAUUACCACUCGACAUUACAAACGAUAAGAGUAUCGAAAAUUUUUACAAAGACGUACACCUAUUGCUCAACAAAAAGAGAUACACUUUGAAAGCAUUGGUGAACAAUGCAGGUGUUAUGAUCUUCGGUGAAUUCGAAUGGCAAACCAAGGAUCAGGCGAAACAUCAAUUAGAAGUGAACCUUCUUGGGACGAUGAAGAUCACGCAUCAAUUGAUGCCUCUCAUCCGAAAAGAUUCAACCAGGAUUGUCGUUGUUUCGAGCCAUUGCGCGAGCGAACCUUUACCCGGAGUAGCAACCUACAGUGCGACAAAGGCUGCGAUCAAUGCUUGGGCCACGGCCAUCAGGGUAGAACUAAAGAAAUAUGGCAUCGACGUUGUUACUUUUGUUCCUGGAUCCUUCACCCAAGAGAGUAACAUUUUAGCUAAUCAACCGGAACGUUUCGAUGCGAUGAAAGAAUCGAUGACGUUAGAUGCGAGAUAUUUUUAUAGGGAUUAUUUUGAUCGAUACGUGAAAUAUUUUGAACCAUUGGCACGUAAGGUCACGCCCAAGCCCGUCGAGAAUCCUAGAAUUUAUGAAAAAUUUGAGGGAGCACUGUUAGACAAUUAUCCAUCGUCGGUUUAUAAAUGCGAGCCAUGGAGAUAUUGUUUCUAUUAUACGUUAUUUAAAAUUACACCUUAUUAUAUACGUGAUCGAUUGACUGAAUCAUUUGUAAAAUUACCUAGUUGGAAAGAAAGGGACAUUGAUGAGAGAUUUGAGAUCGAUAGUUCAAAGAAACCAAUUUUUGAGGAGCUUGCUAAGGAUUUUAGUUUGUUAGAAAAAGGUUUAUAGCAUACGGAAGAGAAAGUAUUUUUUCUUUCUUUCUAACUCCAAUAAGUUGUUCAUUUUAUUUUUCAGAGAAUGAUAUGUGUGUGUGUGUGUGUGUGUGUGCGUGCGCGCGCGUGGGUCUUCGUUAUUUUAAUUGAUUUUAACAGAUUUUUUUUUUAAAUAAAGCUUAUAUACGCUUUAUACGUAUAUCUUUUUUUCUGAUUUAAUGCAACAAUUUAAUUAUAGUCUUACGUUUUCUAUUUUAUUUUUUUAAGUAUAUUAUUAUAGGUAUUAUAUACGUGAAAAUCUCAUGAAUUAUGAUUACGUAAAUAAUUACUUUUGUCAAUAAGAAUCAUUGAUUCAUCCUCGUAGAUGUACUAGAUAAAUUGUUCCUUAAGUAAAUAAAAAUGUUCGCAGCUGGUCAAGCACA